Molecule: messenger RNA, 1467 nt
Organism: Dissoconium aciculare CBS 342.82
Lineage: Eukaryota; Fungi; Ascomycota; Dothideomycetes; Mycosphaerellales; Dissoconiaceae
Product: bifunctional 6-phosphofructo-2-kinase/fructose-2,6-bisphosphate 2-phosphatase
Exons: 3
Coding region: 1-1467 (488 amino acids)
Biological process (GO): fructose metabolic process; fructose 2,6-bisphosphate metabolic process
Cellular component (GO): cytosol
Molecular function (GO): 6-phosphofructo-2-kinase activity; fructose-2,6-bisphosphate 2-phosphatase activity; ATP binding
Source: RefSeq, a predicted model, not a curated record
AUGGCGGAAAAGAUAGAGCAGUUCUCGAAUAUUCAUGAGCCUCAGCACAAGCCACAGCUCCUCAAAGCUAGUCCUGGAGAUUUCAUGCGACCUGCUUCCCGGACACGAGCAAGUCACAGCCCACAAGCUAAUGGCAUUGGCGUCCAGGUCGAAGAUACGAAGAUAUGUGUUGUCAUGGUGGGGCUUCCGGCAAGAGGAAAGAGUCUGAUUGCGCAGAAAGUCGUCCGUUAUCUCGAAUGGCUCAGCAUAACUGCGAAGUGCUUCAACGUUGGCAACUAUCGACGCGCUGGCACCCCGCAACCGAAUGCGUCGUUCUUUGAUACUAGUAAUAAGGAGGGCGAGCAGCUUCGGAAAGCCGCAGCGGAGGCCGCUGUGACUGAUAUGUGCAAAUGGUUCAAAACCACGGAUAACCUGAUCGCUAUCCUGGAUGCAACCAACAGCACAAAGACCCGAAGACGCUGGAUCAAAGAAAGAUGCGACGCCGAGAACAUUGAGACGAUCUUCGUAGAAAGCAAGUGUGACGACGAGGACCUUAUCAUGAGCAACAUCCUUGAAGUGAAGACCACCAGCCCUGAUUACAAAGGCAUGGAUCCAGAGGAGGCGGCGCGAGAUUUUCGAAAUCGCAUCAAGAUGUAUGAGAAGGUGUACGAGACACUCGAUGAGGACGAAGCAGAUCUCACAUAUUGCAAGAUCAUCGACGUCGGCUCGAAAGUGAUCAUCAACAGAAUCCAGGAUUAUUUGCAAUCCAGAGUAGUUUAUUACCUCAUGAACCUACACAUCAAGCCACGCUCCAUCUGGAUCAGUCGUCAUGGUGAGUCUGAAUUCAAUCUUUCCGGUCAGAUAGGCGGCGACGCCAAUCUAUCUUCACGGGGCCAAAUGUACGCCAAAGUGCUGCCGGACCUGGUCAAACAGUCUGCAGGCGACGCGCCGCUCACCGUGUGGACAUCCACCUUGAAGCGAACGGCACAAACAGCACGCUGGCUGCCGUACGAAAAGCUCAGUUGGAAAGCCCUGGACGAGCUGGACUCAGGUGUAUGUGACGGCUUGACCUACGCGGAGAUUGAACAGCAAUAUCCAGAAGAUUUCAAAGCUCGAGAUGAGGAUAAGUACAAUUAUCGCUACCUCGGAGGCGAAAGCUACCGCGACGUGGUCAUCCGUCUAGAGCCCAUCAUCAUGGAGCUGGAGCGCUCCGAGAACAUCCUCAUCGUCACCCAUCAAGCGGUACUGCGCUGCAUCUACGCCUACUUCAUGGGUUCAUCGCAGAAGAAGAGUCCCUGGAUGGAGGUCCCUCUGCAUUGCCUCAUUAAAUUGACGCCUCGAGCAUACUCCACCCAGGAGGAGCGGCUACAUGCCGAUGUUCCGGCUGUCAGCACAUUCCGGGAAAAGGGUAGCGCUGCUGUGCAUCAGGACUCCGGCGAAGCUAGUACACGUCCGUCUCCUGUCAUCAGUGGUCAGACGAAGGGAUAG